AUGGAUCUCUCACUUCACGAAGUUGGAUCAGCCAGCCCUGAAAGCAGAGACAUACAAACACGGGUGUGGUGGAUCACGCUCUGGCCGAUCUUGAUGAGAGCGCAGGAAGCAAUGCUCAAGACCGGUGUCAUCGCUAAGGAGAUGGCAGAUGGCAAAGUCAAAGGCAGCCUUAUUUUACUACGCCAACGGGUCUGUGAGCUGGACUGUUUCAUUCUGGCCAUCAUCGCGGAUCUAGAUCAACCUCCCGAUUUGCAAACAGGCGAAGGAGCCGAUGCAGCUGCAGUUCUGAAUCAAUGGCUCAUGGCACGAUUUUUGGCUCACACGUGA
This is a messenger RNA of Penicillium macrosclerotiorum, 327 nucleotides long. RefSeq names its product Transcription factor. The transcript is spliced from 2 exons. Lineage: Eukaryota; Fungi; Ascomycota; Eurotiomycetes; Eurotiales; Aspergillaceae. Bases 1 to 327 code for a protein of 108 amino acids. The record is from RefSeq and is a predicted model, not a curated record.